Messenger RNA from Cucurbita pepo subsp. pepo (vegetable marrow), 1501 nucleotides. Its product is annotated as putative protein phosphatase 2C 63. The record is from RefSeq and is a predicted model, not a curated record. Gene Ontology annotation, molecular function: protein serine/threonine phosphatase activity; cation binding. Lineage: Eukaryota; Viridiplantae; Streptophyta; Magnoliopsida; Cucurbitales; Cucurbitaceae. Gene Ontology annotation, biological process: protein dephosphorylation.
GGACACUUUAUUUACGCGUUAGUGAAUCAAAAAUGGUUGCAAUUUCAGUUUUCCUUCAUCCUUUCCUUCUAAUCACGCGGUUCUUCCUCCUUUUCUUCCACUUUUCCUCUCCCCUUUAACCCAAUUUCGCCUCUUCUCCCAAAAAAUUAUUUCAACAAUAGGGUUUGAUUGUGUGUUCAUUUGGAGCCCAUGUUGCUAAGAUCGUGCUAUCGGCCGCUUGAGCGGUGUUUUGGGCGGUGGGCUGGCGAUGGGCUGCUCUGGCACUCGGAUUUGAAGCCUCAUGCCUCUGGUGAUUACUCGAUCGCUGUUGUUCAGGCUAACUCUUGUCUUGAAGAUCAGAGUCAGGUUUUCACGUCCCCUUCUGCUACUUAUGUUGGUGUUUAUGAUGGCCAUGGCGGCCCUGAGGCUUCUCGCUUCGUUAAUAAGCAUCUUGUUCCUUAUAUGCACAAGUUUGCUUUAGAACAAGGUGGGCUAUCAGAGGAUGUUAUUAAGAAAGCAUUCAAUGCUACUGAAGAGGAGUUUUUGCGUUUGGUGAAGAGGGCUUUGCCUGCUAAGCCACAAAUUGCAUCUGUUGGAUCAUGUUGUCUUGUAGGUGCAAUUUCUAAUAAGAAGUUAUACAUUGCAAAUCUUGGAGAUUCGAGAGCUGUUCUUGGCCGUAGAGUUUCUGAGAAUCAAAGAACACCCGUCGUUGCAGAACGAUUGUCGACCGAUCACAACGUCGGCGUCGAUGAAAUUAGGGAAGAGGUUGUUGCACUUCAUCCCGACGACGCUCAUAUCGUUGUCUAUACUCGUGGAGUUUGGAGGAUAAAGGGCAUAAUUCAGGUUUCAAGAUCAAUAGGUGACGUCUAUUUAAAGAAACCCGAGUUCAACCGGGAUCCAAUAUUCCAACAAUUUGGGAAUCCUGUUCCAUUGAAGCGACCGGUAAUGACAGCCGAACCAUCGAUCCUAACACGCGAGCUCAAACCACAAGACUUAUUCCUGAUCUUUGCAUCAGAUGGCCUCUGGGAACAGCUGACUGAUGAGGCUGCUGUGGAGAUAGUUGUCAAGAACCCAAGAGCUGGAAUUGCAAAGAGAUUAGUGAAUGCUGCCUUACACGAGGCGGCGAGGAAACGGGAGAUGAGAUAUGCUGAGAUAAAGAAGCUCGAAAAGGGUAUUCGACGUCAUUUCCACGACGACAUCACGGUCAUCGUCGUUUAUCUCGACCAUAACAAAGGCUCACGUACGAGCCGAGCAAAGAACGUCGUUACCGGGUACACUAACGCACCUGUCGACAUUUUCUCGGUUAAUUCAAACUAUGAGGGUGAGGAAAAACUUCACACAAUGUUGUGAAAAAUAUGAAUUUAUUGAUACACAAAGAAAUAGGAGGCAAUGGUAGGUAGGGGAUAGAGAGAGUUGUUGUAGAUAGAUAAAUUUAUAUCACUAAUUGCUGCUGCUAAUAUAAACCAACUUCCUUUGAUUUUUUUAUACUCAAAUAUAACCACUUGUUUUUCUUCGUUUUUUA